AAAGGAACAGGGUCUGGGACUCUGUGCAGGGUUGUCAGAGGCAGCCUUCUCAAGUCACGUGGGAUCUACCUCCAAGAGCAGCUGUAAUGAUGCUACCCGAUGCAGCAAAGUAUCACUUUCCUUGGGAGGUAAAUUUGGCAUCAGUCUCUGAAAGGAAGACCCUCAGAACAUUUGGCAGAUUAUACUCCUAUGAUUUGGUCAGCUCCAAAGCUAUUUUAGCAGCUCAGCACAGUUCGAUUCAGCACAUCUGGGUCUGUACCAAGUUUGUGGAACCAUUCCAAGCCCAGCUUGGGUCUGUAUAUAUUGUCCUGGGGGAAACUGAACUUGGGAAUGGUAAGGAGGUGGUACUAAAGGCCCGAGUGUUUACAUGUGUGGAAGGGAUAAACCUUCCAUUGUUGGAGAAGGCCAUAUUGGAACAGAGAAAAUAUUUCCAGGAGAGAGAGAAGCAGCUGGAGGGAAAGAAUUCCUAAUUCAAUGCUUUAGAAGGAAUUUACUGCUGACAGACUUCUUGAUAUAUUGAACAUAGCCGGCUCAUCCUUUGCUGUCACUCCUGUAUCAUGUACUGUACCAUUUUGCAGCACCCUCUUGAAUGUAAUGGCCAUUUUAAAGUACAUCAUGUUUUUAUUGCUCAGAGAAUGCAUGUUUAUUUUCUGUAUUUUGGGAUUGCUUUACAUUGUAUUUUAUUAAGCUUCCAAUUAAAGCUGCAUGUGGUCUUUUCUACAUUUUGCAUUUCACAUGUUACCCAUGAAUGUGUACCUAUGUCUGCACUUGGAAAGGAAUUGCUAAUAGAUGUGGAAACCAAUAUGAAAUCAAUGCAGGUGAAGAUUUUUUUUUUAAAC
This is a messenger RNA of Gekko japonicus, 839 nucleotides long. RefSeq names its product TEN1 CST complex subunit (gene TEN1). NCBI's taxonomy places the organism in Eukaryota, Metazoa, Chordata, Lepidosauria, Squamata, Gekkonidae. Gene Ontology annotation, biological process: negative regulation of telomere maintenance via telomerase. Gene Ontology annotation, cellular component: CST complex. Gene Ontology annotation, molecular function: single-stranded DNA binding; telomeric repeat DNA binding; telomerase inhibitor activity. The record is from RefSeq and is a predicted model, not a curated record. The coding region runs from base 87 to 470 and encodes 127 amino acids. The transcript is spliced from 4 exons.